This is a messenger RNA of Tetrahymena thermophila SB210, 261 nucleotides long. RefSeq names its product transmembrane protein, putative. Lineage: Eukaryota; Ciliophora; Oligohymenophorea; Hymenostomatida; Tetrahymenidae. The record is from RefSeq and is a predicted model, not a curated record. The transcript has 2 exons.
AUGCAAAUUAAUUUUUUUUAGUCUUAAAUUCACAUUUUAGUUUAGAGGUGCGUAUACUUGCAUUUUUUAGUCUUUGCAAAUGCUCUUUAGAUAGGAAUGAAUAGUAUUUACCUCUAGUAGCUCAUAGAAGUAUUAAAAGAAUAGAGCUAACAUUAUUGUUUAAUGCUUCUUUAUAAUGUUAAUUAUUUGGCUUUAGAUAUGUAUAAUUAUCUAAAUUCUUCGAUGAAAUAUUAAAAGAUGUCUGAAUUUCUGAUGAAUUGA